Molecule: messenger RNA, 1189 nt
Organism: Nerophis lumbriciformis (worm pipefish)
Lineage: Eukaryota; Metazoa; Chordata; Actinopteri; Syngnathiformes; Syngnathidae
Gene: txndc15
Product: thioredoxin domain containing 15
Biological process (GO): cilium assembly
Cellular component (GO): cilium
Source: RefSeq, a predicted model, not a curated record
AUGACUUUGGGUUCCGCUUUAACCGUACAAGCACGGUGAUGCCGCUCCAACAUGUCUAAACAUCGUUUGUAGCUGGCUACACUUGGAAUUAAAAAAAACAUGUCAGGGAUGUUGAAGAAUCGUCGGACAUUUUGUGUUGUAAUAUUUAUCCUGUGUCAGUCAAGCGUCGUGACAUUUUUGCCAGUGGCAUCGCUAGAGCAUGACGACCUGGUGCUGGCAGAAGAACCCGACUCGGAGGGCAGACCCAAAUUAAUGGAGUCAACGGAAGCAAGAGUAACCAAGAGACAGUUCAAGACGGCGGAGAUCGCCGACGCCGUGAUGGGCACCGAGGCCCCCAUCGACCCGUCUGACAUCGAGUCGCUCUUCCCUAAAAAUGUGAAAGACUUCCCGUCGGCCUUCUCGCCGCCUUGUGACGACGGGGAGUGUGCGGUGGUCGCCGAGGACGAGGAGAGUGCUGAAGCCUUCCAGCAGGUAACACUGGACAUGGUGCACGCCCCUGCUGAAGACAAGAACACCGAGGCCGCCAAGACCUACAAGAUCACCUGUGACAAGAGGAACAUCACGGCCACGGACGCCUUCACCGUGCAGGUCCUCAACGCCUCACAGGACUUGAUGGACUUCCUCAACGCAAACGGCACCGAGUGUUCCGUGGUGCUCUUCUUCACCGCCUGGUGCCAGUUCUCCGCCAGCCUGGCGCCUCACUUCAACGCACUGCCUCGCCUUUUUCCCAGCAUGCACUUCCUCGCCCUGGACGCCUCGCAGCACAGCAGCCUGUCCACCAGAUUUGGGACAGUGGCGGUACCCAACAUCCUCCUCUUCCAAGGAGCCAAACCCAUGGCUCGCUUCAACCACACCGACAGAACCCUGGACAUGCUCUCCUCCUUCAUCACCAACCAGACAGGCUUGGAGGCGGGGCUAGAGAGGAACGUGACUGACGCCGACCGCCUGGGUCCGCUGCGCAGCGUGCCGGUGACGAGCAUCGACUGGCUGCUGGUCUUCUCCGUACUCUUCAUCACAUCCUUCACUGUGUACGGCAUCCUGAGGACCGACAGCAUCCGGUGGCUCAUCCCGGGCCAAGAGCAUGAGCAUCAGGACUGAAACACUGCCACCGGACCUGAUUGGUUGUUCAUCUGAUCAUGACACAUUUGUUUUUUUUUAAUUAAAGAUGAGGAGCUGAUCUUGGCAAUAA